AUGGAUGCUAGAUUACAUCCAACCAGUGUAUUAGGUAUAAAUUUAGGUGAAGCUCAUAUUAUAAGAAAUGCAGGUGGUCGUGCCCAAGAUGCCCUUAGAUCAAUUAUUAUAAGUCAAAGAUUAUUAGGUACAAGAGAAAUUUUAAUAAUUCAUCAUACAGAUUGUGGAAUGUUAACAUUUAAUGAUUUUGAAUUAAGAUUAAAAUUAAAUAAAGAAACUAAUGAAAUUGUCGAUCAUUUAAGUUUUUUACCUUUUGAUGACUUAAGACAAAGUAUUAUUGAUGAUAUUAAAAUUUUACAAUCAAAUCCAUUAAUUUUAGAUGUUCCAAUAACUGGUUAUAUUUAUAAUGUUAAAAAUGGUUCAAUUGAAAAAGUUGAAUAG
Messenger RNA from Hansenula ciferrii, 381 nucleotides. RefSeq names its product beta-class carbonic anhydrase. The transcript has a single exon. Gene Ontology annotation, molecular function: zinc ion binding; carbonate dehydratase activity. The coding region runs from base 1 to 381 and encodes 126 amino acids. The record is from RefSeq and is a predicted model, not a curated record. NCBI's taxonomy places the organism in Eukaryota, Fungi, Ascomycota, Saccharomycetes, Phaffomycetales, Wickerhamomycetaceae.